CAAAAAGAAUAAAGGUUGUCUCUGUUGGUGUCUCUCUCACCCUCUCUUUCUCUCUCUCUGCGCCUCCCCGGCCCAUCCCCACCUCCAAGAUUUCUCUCUCCUCUCUCUUUCUCUCUGUGUUUCUCUCUCCUCUCUCCUCUUUUUGAACCUGUGUUUAUCCACAAAUGGAAGACGAUGGUUUGAAUAUGCAGAACUGGGGAUAUUAUGAACCUUCUAACUUUAAAAGUCAUCUGGGUCUGCAAUUGAUGCCAACAGUUUCUGAGCAAAAUGUGAAACCAUUCUUUACUACAGGGAGAGAUCAUCAUCCUGUUCCUCAUCCUGUUCCUCAUCCUCAUCCUCACCAUCAACAUCAUCAUAAUCCUAAUGCAUUUAUGAUGAUGGGUAAUAAUAACAACAAUAGUACUAAUAAUGGCGGUUUCCAAUCCAGAGAUUGUGCUGUUUCAGAACCUCCCAAUUUACAACACAUGGACUAUUUAAGGGAAAGUUGGUUGAAUCAGCAAAGAGACAAGUUCAUUAACGUUUUACCCAUAAACCCUAAUUUCAAUGUUCUUCCAGAGCCUGGAUUAACCCAUCCAAUGCACCAGAUUCUACCACCGCCAGAGACAUUGGAAGAUCCAAAUGGUGUUGGAAAUGAAGUUGUUGGCACUUUGAAGAAGAGAAACUGCAACAGCAGCAGCAGUAGCAAUCCUAAAGGUCCUAAACCGAAGAAGAGUAAGAAAGGUCCUUCUGUUAUGCCUAAGGAGAAUGGGAAUUCUUCUUCGUCUGUUCAAAGAGCUAAGCAACCGAAGAAGAGUAUGGAUAUGAAUAUGCUUAUCAAUGGUAUGAAUAUGGACAUAUCAACUAUUCCUAUCCCGGUUUGCUCUUGUACUGGUGCGGUUCAGCAAUGUUAUCGAUGGGGAUGUGGUGGCUGGCAAUCGGCUUGUUGUACUACUACUAUAUCAACUUAUCCAUUGCCGAUGAGCACUAAGAGACGAGGUGCUAGGAUUGCUGGAAGGAAGAUGAGUCAGGGAGCUUUCAAGAAGGUUCUCGAGAAGCUGGCUUCUGAAUGUUAUAAUUUUAAUAACCCGAUUGAUCUCAGGAAUCACUGGGCCAAACAUGGAACAAACAAGUUUGUCACCAUCAGAUAGAUUGAUCGAUUGAUUGAUUGGGUACACUUUUGAUCUGAACUGGAUUCUCAUUACUUCUGCUUUGUUUUUGGUUUUUUUUCAUUGUAUAUAUUAUCUUCUGAAUUUUUUUUUCUUUCUUUAAAAAAAAGAAGGGGAGGGUUUAAAUUGAUCAUUUUGACUUAAUAUCCUUGGGAUUUUGUGAAUUCAAGGAUGAGCAAUUUAUGUACUUUCUUUGUUGUUUCUCUUUUUAUUCUUGCUGAACUUGGGGAAGAUGAGAUAUUCAAUGUUGUUAAUCUUAAUUUUGUUUAUCAUUGAAAUACAUUUGUUUCUUCA
Messenger RNA from Impatiens glandulifera, 1439 nucleotides. Its product is annotated as protein BASIC PENTACYSTEINE2-like. The transcript has 2 exons. Gene Ontology annotation, biological process: response to ethylene. Gene Ontology annotation, molecular function: sequence-specific DNA binding; DNA-binding transcription factor activity. Gene Ontology annotation, cellular component: nucleus. NCBI's taxonomy places the organism in Eukaryota, Viridiplantae, Streptophyta, Magnoliopsida, Ericales, Balsaminaceae. Bases 165 to 1127 code for a protein of 320 amino acids. The record is from RefSeq and is a predicted model, not a curated record.